CCACCCAUUUCACGUAGCCUACCCCUACCGGCAGGUCUUGGCGUAGGGACCUUUCUCAGGAAACAUUUUUACAGAUGAGGAAACGGAGACUCCGGGCUCUCCCUGGCUUCACACAAGCUGUGCCCAGUGCCUGGAUGGCCUUUUCUCCGGGCAUCUUUCUAAUCGCUACCCACUCUGUGCUAGGCGCUGUACUGUGCACCUUACACACACUUUAUCUUACGUAUUCCUUUCAAGAGCCUGCAUGAGGUAGGUGGUGUCUUACCCAUUUUGCUCUGAGAGACAAAGCAACCCACGCAAGGCUGUACAGCGAAUAAUCCGACCUCCAGAGCCCUUCGCCCUCAGAGUCUUUAGCUCUUUGUGAAAUCCUCUCGGAGAUAGAGUUGACUGGUUAGUGUACAACUCUUUAUUAUGUCAUUGAUCAAUAAUUGUCUUUGGUGUCUCUUCUUUUGCCUAGAGACUGGGAUGUUUUUUGGGACAAAACCCAGUUCUUACACAAGUUGAUAAUCCCCUUAGCAGAGGACCUGGCACAGAAAGAUAAAACCUUUGGAUGAAUGAAUAACUUGCCCCAAAUCAGGUGGUUUCUUAACCACCUAGGUAGGCCUAGAACCUGGAUAUUAUUUGUUGCCAGAGGAUCUUUGAUUUUUUUCUGGGGAUUCUAUCCGCUUACCAUAAGUUGUGUCCCCUUUCCUUCUUGCAUAUGUGGUUCUUUUUUUGAUUUAUUUUUGGCUGCGUUGGGUCUUCGUUGCUGCACGCAGGCUUCUCAUUGUGGUGGCUUCUCUUGUUGCGGAGCACGGGCUCUAGGCGCGAGGGCUCAGUAGUUGUGGCAUGUCGGCUCAGUAGUUGUAGCUCAUGGGCUCUAGAGCACAGGCUCGGUAGUUGUGGUGCACGGGCUUAGUUGCUCUGUGGCAUGUGGGAUCUUCCCAGACCAGGGCUCGAACCCGUGUCCCCUGCAUUGGCAGGCGGAUUCUUAACCACUGCGCCACCAGGGAAGUCCCUGCAUAUGUGAGUCUGACUGAGCCUGCACGUCUACGAGAGGCCAGUGGAUACAGUGUCUCGACUGCAUUGUGAGAGUGAAUCUUUCAAGAUGGACCUCAUAUUAGAUGUAAACAUUCAGAUUUACCCUGUAGACUUGGGUGACAAGUUCCGGUUGGUCAUAGCCAGUACUUUGUAUGAAGAUGGUACUCUGGAUGAUGGUGAAUACAACCCUACAGAUGAUAGGCCUUCCAGGGCUGACCAAUUUGAGUAUGUAAUGUAUGGGAAAGUGUACAGGAUUGAGGGAGAUGAAACUUCUACUGAAGCAGCAACACGCCUCUCUGCCUACGUGUCCUAUGGGGGCCUGCUCAUGAGGCUGCAGGGUGAUGCCAACAAUCUGCAUGGAUUUGAAGUGGAUUCCAGAGUUUAUCUGCUGAUGAAGAAACUGGCCUUCUGAACCACCCAGGGAGCCAGCCUUGCUGCUUACUCACGCACGUCAUGGACGUUCGUUCAAGCCCGAGUAGCAGUUGCUGUUGUUCACCUGUUCAGGAGGGGCUGGCUCUCUGUCCACUGUGGGUGCAUCUUUAGGAGGUCUGGACUCAAUGGGAAACUGACUUGCCUGCAAAAGACCCAGUGGGAGAGCUUAAAAUGAAUCAGAAGUUGUUUUAUGUAUAUGAUUUUUUUAAUUAAAGUUUACUUUUUCAGACUCUUU
Messenger RNA from Globicephala melas (long-finned pilot whale), 1684 nucleotides. Lineage: Eukaryota; Metazoa; Chordata; Mammalia; Artiodactyla; Delphinidae. The record is from RefSeq and is a predicted model, not a curated record.